CGUCAAAGUGACAGUUACUCCUGUCAUUGUUUUAUCUGCCCUUUAAUCCCUUUAAUUCAAAGUAGUGACAGAAACCACGUGCUGACUUGUCUUUAAAACGAUCACAAUAUAAAUUUUACUUUACUUUUAAGUACACCAACACAGUUUUGGAUUACCUAUACUCCAAUUAUUUUCUUUUUACUCCAAUUUAAUGUGUGUAACAGUUGUCAUAGACGGAACGCAUUUAAAAAAAAAGAUUUUAUUAUAUUUCGAACCAAAUAUACUAACAGUCUGCAGUUUUUUUAAUUCUUUAAAAGUGUUAAAAGUUAGAAAACAAAGUUAUAUAGUUGUAAGAAGUAUUAAAUUUUGCAAGAACUACAUUUGCUCCAAAAUACACCUAGUGAUACUCAUCGCGUGUAAAAUACAGAACAAAAAUAUUAACAGAAAUCAGUGCAAUAUACUUAGAUAAAUUAUAUUUCAAUGCAAACGACCUUAAAAAUAGAAGUAACAAUGUUGAAAUUAUUAUUUUCAACAAAUUGUGUUUUCGUUGCUCUCGCUUUUACCGGUGAUUCAGAACUCAAAGAAUUAGGAGAGAAACAAUAUCAUCUCAUUGAAACCAAAUCAACUUUGCCACAGCACGGAAAAUGCUGGCACGAAGCUCUGAAAGCAAUAAAAGGAAGUUGCGAAAAAUUAAAUGACCACCAGCACUCUUUAUUGGCUCUUCUAUUAGCAAACUGUUUUUUGGAAGAUUCUGGUCAUGUGACAUACUCAUGCCACCUUAGCGAAACAGAAGGCAAAAGGAGAGAGUGCAUUAAUAAAAUGACUGAUCGAGCUUUUGGGGUCUACAACGAAUUUUACACCCACACAACUCACGUCUGCUUCUAUUUGAAUCACGAAAUGUGGCAAGCUGAGACAGAGAGUACAAUUAAGCAUUUGUAUAAGGCAUCCACUCGCAUGAAAGAACAACUUUUAGAGGCUUCUGAAAUGCAAAAUGUAGUGUUGCAAAAACAAAAAGAAGGGCUGGAGAUACAAAAUCAUCUUUUAAAUCAUGGACUGAAAUUGGAAGAUGUAAUUCAAAACUCUGCCGAAACAGUCAAUACUAUUGUCAGUGACUUCAAAGAAUCCGCCAGAGAUCAAAAAGAGCUGCUCUUUCAAAUAUUUUCUUACAUUCGUACCUUCCAAAAUUGGAUUAUUGGAGAAGUUUCUUGGCUCCAAUCUAUUUUAUACUACAUUGUCACUUGCAUUUUAUCGGCAUUAUUUAGUGCGUCUAAAAAAACCGCAGAUGCUAGAAUUUCUCUCUUCACAAUUUUAAGUUUAAAUAUCGUAAUAGAAAGAAUGCUCGUCAAAUAUUGUAUGAGGAACGAAAAUAAUUUUAAUGAAGACAAGAUCCAAAUUUUACAUGCGACCUGGAUGGUUCGAAAAUGUGCUCUUUUUCUUUGUUUGGUUACUCUUUUUCACUCGUAUCUCUCUCACAAAGAUGAGCACCUAGAAAAUUAUAGAGCUCUUCGACGUAUUGAACAUCGACUGGACGAUCUGCAAGAAUUAAAUCCUGUCUUGAAAACAAAUCACGUCGUUCUGAAUGUUAAACCAAUUAGAAGCUCAACGGAAGACAGCCUGGUGUACAUCAGGCGGUCUUUAAAGUCGGAGGAAAUGGACCAUUUGGAAGGAACACAUUUUGAUUUUUCAUUUCCUCAUGUAUUUAUCACACUUGGAGCUUCUGGUGAUUUGGCUAAGAAGAAAAUCUAUCCAACACUCUGGUGGUUAUUCAGAGACAAUUUGCUUCCAAAAACAACAAUAUUCUUCGGCUAUGCUAGAAGUAAGCUGACAGUCGCAGAAUUGCGAGAAAAAUAUCAAAAGUAUAUGAAAUUAAAGCCUGGCGAGGAGGAAAGAUACGAAGAAUUUUGGAAACUUAAUCAUUACGUGGCUGGUUCCUACGAUACCCGAAAAGAUUUCGAAUUACUUAAUCAAGAACUCGAGAGGCAUGAGAAUGGAAAAAAUGCACACAGAUUAUUCUACUUGGCUUUGCCUCCUUCUAUCUUCGAACCUGUCACAGUUCACAUCAAGAACAAUUGCAUGGGAAAAAAAGGAUGGACUAGAAUAAUUAUAGAAAAGCCUUUUGGAAGGGAUGCAGUCACAUCUCAACAACUUUCCGAUCACCUUGCCUCUCUUUUUAAAGAAGAGCAAAUAUAUCGCAUCGAUCAUUAUCUUGGAAAGGAGAUGGUGCAAAAUUUAAUGACACUGAGAUUUGGAAAUAAAAUCUUUAGUCCAACAUGGAAUAGAGAUAAUAUUGCUUCGGUGCAGAUUACGUUUAAAGAACCAUUCGGAACUCAAGGAAGAGGUGGAUAUUUCGAUGAAUUUGGAAUUAUUAGGGACGUGAUGCAGAAUCAUCUUUUGCAAAUAUUGUCUUUGUUUGCAAUGGAGAAACCAGCUUCAUGUCAUCCCGACGAUAUUAGGAAUGAAAAAGUUAAGGUUUUGAAAUGCAUAACUCCAGUCGAUGUUGAUGACGUUGUGCUUGGUCAAUAUGUGGGUAAUCCUGAAGCUGUGGAUCCAGACGAAAGGUUGGGAUAUUUGCAGGACACCACUGUUCCUGAAAAUUCUAAUACUCCAACUUAUGCUCUCGCAGUGCUGAGGAUUAACAACGAAAGAUGGGAUGGGGUUCCCUUUAUUUUACGGUGUGGAAAAGCACUGAACGAGCGGAAAGCGGAAGUCAGGGUCCAGUACCAAGACGUGCCAGGCGACAUCUUCGACGGAAAAGCAAAGCGAAACGAGCUUGUUAUCCGUGUUCAACCAGGCGAGGCUCUCUACAUAAAAAUGAUGACAAAAUCACCAGGCAUCACCUUCGACAUGGAAGAAACAGAGCUGGACUUGACUUACGGCAAUAGAUACAAGGAUCUCAAGCUUCCCGAUGCUUAUGAAAGACUGAUUUUGGAUGUCUUCUGUGGAUCCCAAAUGCACUUCGUUCGAAGUGACGAGCUUUCCGAAGCUUGGAGAAUCUUCACUCCACUUCUGCAUAGAAUCGAGAACGAGAAAAUCCGUCCCAUAUCAUACAAACACGGCUCCCGUGGACCGAAAGAGGCUGAUGAAAUGGCGAAGCACAAUAAUUUUAUGUACUACGGUUCGUACAAAUGGGUACGUCCUCAACACCACUGAAGAAUCAUUCUUUUUUUUUCUCUCACUCCCACUUUCUCUCUUUGUACUUAGUACAAAUUACGAAUGAAAAAAAA
Molecule: messenger RNA, 3203 nt
Organism: Belonocnema kinseyi
Lineage: Eukaryota; Metazoa; Arthropoda; Insecta; Hymenoptera; Cynipidae
Gene: Zw
Product: glucose-6-phosphate 1-dehydrogenase
Exons: 14
Coding region: 460-3129 (889 amino acids)
Biological process (GO): glucose metabolic process; pentose-phosphate shunt, oxidative branch
Cellular component (GO): cytosol
Molecular function (GO): NADP binding; glucose-6-phosphate dehydrogenase activity
Source: RefSeq, a predicted model, not a curated record